AUGGAUGGUUUCAACUGGACGUCGAUAUCUGAGAACGUCACAAGGACCUCCUCCAAGCUCUACCACAACAACACCAAUAACAAUUCUUCAGAGGCACAUGCGCCAAUGCCCUUCGGCGUGGUCACCGCUGUCAUCUACACCAUCGUCUUCGUCGUGGGUUUUCUGGGUAACACGCUGGUCAUCUAUGUGGUGGUCCGCUACGCCAAGAUGAAAACUGUAACGAACAUAUACAUCCUCAAUUUAGCCUUAGCGGACGAACUCUACAUCUUGGGAAUUCCCUUCCUUGGCACUAAUAGUUCACUUUCCUAUUGGCCAUACGGGGAUUUCUUCUGCAAGGUGUGCAUGACUGCGGACGCCAUGAGCCAGUUUAGCUCCACCUUUUGCCUAACAGUAAUGAGCAUUGAUCGCUACCUGGCCGUGGUUUAUCCUCUCCGCAGCUCCAAAUGGCGGAAGCCACAGGUGGCCAAGGUAUUUAAUGGCAUGGUGUGGGUUGUGUCCUUCCUCAUCGUGCUGCCAGUCACUAUUUACUCGCGUGUACAAGAGAAUUUUGACACCUGCAAUGUGACCUGGCCUGAUCCAAGUGAUUUGUGGUCCAUUGUCUUCAUCCUCUACACAUCCACCCUGGGCUUCUUUGGUCCGCUCCUUGUCAUCAGCCUCUGCUACCUGAUCAUUGUCAUCAAGGUGAGGUCUGCAGGUGUGCGUGCAGGCCUGACUAAGCGGCGGAAGUCGGAGCGCAAGGUGACGCGUAUGGUGGUGGUCAUCGUGUUGGUGUUUGUUCUUUGCUGGUUGCCCUUCUUUACUGCCAAUCUUGUCAACCUGGUUUAUAUCAUCCCUGAGACCAAUUCCUACGCCACAGUCUACUUCUUCCUGGUCAUCCUCACCUAUGUCAACUCCUGCGCCAAUCCAAUCCUCUACGGCUUCCUCUCCGACAACUUCAAGCAGAGCUUCCAGAAAGUGCUCUGCUUCUACAAACCCAAUAACGUCAGCACCACGGACCAGAUGAGAGGCAGACAGACCGCAACCAAGUCUGUCCAGAUGGAGGUCGUUAACAGCCUUGACACGGAGCCUUUCACCUCAAAACCCGUAGUGAAUGGUCAGUGA
This is a messenger RNA of Limanda limanda (common dab), 1101 nucleotides long. Its product is annotated as somatostatin receptor type 5-like. The coding region runs from base 1 to 1101 and encodes 366 amino acids. The record is from RefSeq and is a predicted model, not a curated record. Gene Ontology annotation, molecular function: neuropeptide binding; somatostatin receptor activity. The transcript is spliced from 3 exons. Gene Ontology annotation, cellular component: neuron projection; membrane. Gene Ontology annotation, biological process: cellular response to glucocorticoid stimulus; neuropeptide signaling pathway; regulation of insulin secretion. NCBI's taxonomy places the organism in Eukaryota, Metazoa, Chordata, Actinopteri, Pleuronectiformes, Pleuronectidae.